GGACCCGAAGGCCGGCGAGUGCGGGCGAGGGCGGCCCAGCCUGCGGUUUUCGGGGGCGUGGGGUGCGGCCAGCGCCCCCUGCGGCUCCCAGAGCCUGGCCCCGACCUGCAGGGUCCCGCGGGCCUCAGUCUCCCGGGUGGUCCCCUUGCGGGGGGGGGCGGGGUCUGGCAGCACAGGAGCCGCGGGGGAGCGGGGCGCAGGGUCCGCACCCUCCUCCAGGGUCGGUGUGACAUCCCCCCGCCCACAGCCCGUCUUGAUUCUCCUGUGCACACAGCAGCGCCUUCCCCACUCGUGUGCCAGCUGAAAGCAUUGUCUCCCAGCUAUUUCUGUCCCACUUCCAGCCCCUCUGCGAAUACUGCAUCUAAGAAAACAUACGCUGAGCUGGAGCUCCUGGGGUGGCCCCCGUGGAAGAAACUGGCUUUUUCCCACCAGGGAGCGGGUUGGUUGGGGCCCCUGGGUGGAGCCGCAGCCCCGCCCGCUCAGCCCCCAGCGCCGUGUCAAGUGUUUGGUUAAUCUGAAUUGCCAAAAAGAAUUUUCCAAGUCACCGGCGAUUACAGAAACUGGAUUCUUCCUUGAGAACAAGAGAAAAACAUUCUCCAAGAGAAGCAGCAGCAAACGUCCCACACCCUCGUGUGGGCCCGUGUUCCCCCAACUAUUUGUGUGAAAGAGGAGAGAAGAAAGCAGAAAAAGAAAAGGCAGGACCCGGCCUCUUCCCCGCCGCUGGCUGGAGCCCUCGGUCCUCAUCCACGAAGACUGACCCACCAUGUUUUAUGGGACCCACUUCAUCAUGUCUCCACCCACCAAGAGCAAGCUGAAGCGUCAGAGUCAGCUGCUGUCCAGCAUGCUGUCCCGGACGCUGAGCUACAAGGACCGUGACCUGGACGCCGCCCUCUCCAGCCUGGGGGCCAGCGACGACCCCGCGGAGCUGUCCACCCAGCUCUCGGCCCCCGGCGUCCUGAAGGUGUUCGGGGACAGCGUCUGCACAGGCACCCACUACAAGAGCGUCCUGGCCACCGGCACGUCCAGUGCCCGGGAGCUGGUCAAAGAGGCCUUGGAGCGCUAUGCCUUGAGCCCCGAGUGCGCCAGCCAGUACGUGCUGUGUGACGUGGUGGGCCAGGCCGGCGCCUCCGGGCAGCAGUGGCAGGCCGAAUGCCUUCGGGUGUUUGGGGACAACGAGAAGCCCCUCUUGAUCCAGGAAUUAUGGAAACCCCGAGAAGGCCUGUCCCGGAGGUUCGAGCUGAGAAAGAGGUCAGACGUGGAGGAGCUGGCGGCCAAGGAUGUGGACACUAUGACAGCAGGCAUCAACGCCCAGGCCCGGAGGCUGCAGCGGAGCCGCGCCAAGGGGACCCCGACCCUGGUCCCGGGGGGCGCACGGAGCCCCCCUCCACCCCGGCUGCGCCGCACGGUCAGUGAGACCAGCCUGAGCCAGGCCGCCGCCCAGGGCUCUGAGGAGCCAGGCCAGGACGCCAUGCGCUACUCGCUCUAUGAGUCGCCCCACCUGCUUCUCCUGCAGGGUUACAGCCAGCAGCAUGACAGCCUGGUGUACGUGCUCAACCGGGAGCGGCACACAGUAGGCCAGAGGACCCCCUCCAGCAAGCCCAGCAUCAGCCUGUCGGCCCCCGACAUCCUGCCCCUGCACUGCACCAUCCGCAGGCGCCAGCCUGCGGGCCGAGAGCAGGCGGGGGCCCGGCUGGUCCUGGAGCCCAUCCCGGGGGCGCCCGUCUCCGUCAACUUCUCAGAGCUGGGGGGCCGGACCGUGGCGCUGCGCCACGGGGACCUGCUCUCCCUGGGCCUCUACUACCUGCUGCUGUUCAAGGACCCGGCACAGGCCCAGCCCCUGCCCGCCCAGGCCCUGGCCCGCCUCCGGGCCGGGCCGCCCAGCUGCCGGCUGUGUGGUGCUGUGCUGCGGGCCCGGGGCGCCUCGGGGGCUGCGCGGGCCGCCCUCCCCCGGCCGAGGCAGCUGCACCUGGAGUUCGAGCCCGAGGUGGAGGACACGCUGCUGCAGCGGAUCAUGACGCUGAUCGAGCCCGGCGGCGAUGACCACAAGCUGACCCCCGCUUUCCUCCUCUGCCUCUGCAUCCAGCACUCGGCCACCCGCCUCGAGCCAGGCUCGUUCGGGCAGCUCCUGCUCAAGAUAGCGAAGUCGAUCCGAGAGACAGUCUGGGAGAAGACCAAAGAACUGGCGGAGAAGCAGGCGCACCUCCAGGAGCCCCUGUCGCUGGCCGGCGUCAGCAUGGCGGGCCUCGUGCCAGACCUGCAGCACAUCCUCUUCUGGAUGUCCAACUCCGUCGAGCUCCUGUUCUUCAUACAGCAGCAGUGCCCGCUCUACAUGCAGAGCCUGGAGGAGGAGCUGGAUGUCACGGGCUCGAAGGAGUCGCUGUUCUCCUGCACCCUGACGGCCAGCGAGGAGGCCAUGGCGGUGCUGGAGGAGGUCAUCCUGUACGCCUUCCAGCAGUGCGUCUACUAUGUGUCCAAGACCCUGUACGUUUGCCUCCCGGCCCUGCUGGAGUGCCCCCCUUUCCAGUCGGAGCGCCGGGAGAGCUGGUGCUCGGCCCCCCAGCUGCCCGAGGAGCUGCGGCGCGUCGUGUCCGUGUACCAGGCCGCCCUGGACCUCCUGCGGCAGUUCCGGGUGCACCCCGAGAUCGCGUCCCAGGUGCUGGCCUACCUCUUCUUCUUCUCCAGCACUCUGCUCUUCAACCAGCUCCUGGACAGGGGUCCCUCUCUGAGUUGCUUCCACUGGCCCCGAGGCGUCCAGGCCUGCGCCCGCCUGCAGCAGCUCCUGGAGUGGACGCGGAGUGCUGGCUUUGGGGAGGCCGGCGAGCACUUCUUCCGGAAGCUUUCCUGCACGCUCAACCUGCUGGCCACGCCCAGUGCCCAGCUCAUCCAGAUGAGCUGGGCAAACUUGCGGGCCGCGUUCCCCGCCCUGAGCCCGGCGCAGCUGCACCGGCUGCUGACUCAGUACCAGCUGGCCUCGGCCAUGGGCCCCAUGAGUGCGUGGGAGCCGGGUGCCCAGGACAGCGCUGAUGCCUUCAAAUCAGAGGAUGUCCUGGAGUCCUAUGAAAACCCCCCGCCCAUCGUUUUGCCGAGCGAGGGCUUCCAGGUGGAUCUGGAAGCCGACUGCCCGGACGACAGCAUCUACCAGCACCUUCUCUACAUCCGCCACUUCCUCUGGAGCCUGCGGAGCAAGCCCGGCCCCGGCGGGGGGCCUCCCCAGCCCGAGGGCCUUGAGGGCCCGCACCACCCCGCCCCUGAGGGGCACCCCGAGGGCCAGAGCUGCCCCGUGGCUUCCAGGGACCCCGGGAGGGGAGCCCGGGACGCUGGCCUGGUGCACCCGCUGCCUUCUGCUGUGGCUCCCCGGGCACAGGGCCCUCCGGGAAGGCAGCCUGGCCGCGUGAGCCGUGGGGGCCCCCAGGCCGGCCCCCCGCACACGGACUCCUCGUGCCUGCUCACGCCGCCCAGCACCCCACUCGGCCUCGAGCCCGCUGUCCCCGACUGGCCAGAGCCCGGCGGUGGCACCCGUGGGAACUCGCCCCUGGAAUGGAGGAGGAACGGGCCCAGCGGCUCCCGCGGUGCCGCUCUGGAAGGAGGCUGUGCGGCGCCUGCAGACGAGCCCCCUCCAGUCCCCUCCAGCUGCAGCUCUAGCACAGAUGACUUCUGCUACGUCUUCAUGGUGGAGCUGGAGCGAGGCCCCUCAGGGCUGGGGAUGGGCCUAAUUGACGGCAUGCACACGCCCCUGGGGGCCCCCGGGCUCUACAUCCAGACCCUGCUCCCGGGCAGCCCUGCGGCGGCCGAUGGCCGGCUGUCGCUGGGGGACCGCAUCCUGGAGGUGAACGGCAGCAGCCUGAUGGGCGUCAGCUACCUGAGGGCUGUGGACCUGAUCCGGCACGGCGGACAGAAGAUGCGGUUUCUGGUUGCCAAGUCGGACGUGGAAACAGCCAAGAAGAUCCGCUUCCGCCCACCCCCUCCCUAGGUGGCCCUGCCCCUGCGCCCCGAGGCUCGACCUGGCCGCCACCUCCUCCAGCUGGUCCCUGUGGUCCGUCCGUCACCUUCAGCACGGGCCGCUCCUCGCCCUGUGGAUAAUGUACAUCUCAGUGUAUAUUUUAUUUAUAUGACGGGUGACAGUCGUGCUGUUUGUUACAGAGCUUUAUGUUUGGAGAUUUUAAUGGAGAAGCAUAGAUUCAAUAAACUAUCUUUCAUAUUCCUA
Equus caballus (horse) is the source of this 4204-nucleotide messenger RNA. It is a transcript of the gene RADIL, whose product is annotated as Rap associating with DIL domain. Lineage: Eukaryota; Metazoa; Chordata; Mammalia; Perissodactyla; Equidae. Gene Ontology annotation, biological process: signal transduction; substrate adhesion-dependent cell spreading; neural crest cell migration. Gene Ontology annotation, molecular function: GTPase binding. Gene Ontology annotation, cellular component: microtubule. The record is from RefSeq and is a predicted model, not a curated record.